CACCAGACGACUUCCCUCGAGCGAUGGCAGCUGAUCAACACUUACACUUCACACUCGACCAUGAUGAUACACCUCAAUUUGGCACUUCUGGUACUCUUGAUAGGUUUGUGUGAUACUUUGGUGCCAGAGGUGAGCCAGGAGGGGUUGUUGCAGCCCUACUAUACCUACCAAGAUGUCACCCUCUUUCAUUUCCACAUACCCCAUGAGGUGACCCGGGCAACAUGGGAGUUUGCAGCCUUUAUGGAUGACCCAGGAUGCCCUGUGCGGGAAGUGCAUGUGCUUGUCCAACAUGGUAGCUAUCCAGUGGUUGGCAAAGACAAUUCAACGUUCAAAGAUUAUAUGUACAUAGAAAGGGCAGCAGUCCAUAAGGUGACAACAUACUCUGCAUACCAGCCACAUGAUGCCACAAUCCUACCUGUUUACAACCCUCUCCCAGGAAGUUGGUUUGCUGCAGCAUACAUCCCCAACUGGAAUGAACAAAUGCAGCAAGAGGGUAUCGUUCACAAAUGUCGAUACAGUUUAGGGUCUGUUGCAAUGUGGAGUCAAAAGGAACAGAUACACACCAUCAACAUUGGGAAAAGGCAGACUGUGUGCACACAUGAAAAUCUCUCAUAUUACAGAUUUUAUGUUCCUUCGCACACAUGGUUCCUGCAAAUCAACAUCACCAACUGCCAGAUACGGGAAGAAAUCAUCAACCACGACACGUGGGAACGCCUUUUCCGUUGGUGCAUCCGCUCACUCUCCCUUCAGGCUAGGUCACUCCCGACCUUUGACCCGGAUGGAGGGGCUGCCAACAUCUCUCAGGGAGGAGGUCACGUAUUCACCGAGACCAGACCCUUUUCUGACGGGUAUUACUAUCUCCUGGUCAACACUGAGGGGGAGACUAUGAUGGAUAUCACCAUCGAGACUAAAGAAUGUGGCGGGACUUUCUCAGACAGCACUCCACGCAUACAAGAAAUAAAGACUUCCAGUUUCAUGGAGGUGUCGUCAAAACAGGAUGUCAGGUUAGACGGAACUGUGUCACCAAACAUUACAAUGUCAGUCUCCACAAGCAGUACAUCAGCUGAACAGCAAGAACUAGAGAACACAAUGAGCCCGAGAUGGGAUUCAGACAAUGUACCUGAUGAAAGUCACAAGUGUUACCCAAUCCUCCAGUUAGCUCGCAUCAAACACCCUAGUGACUUUACAGAUACCUUUUUAAUUCAGGGACCAGAAUGGUACAGUACCUGGCUUUCAAUGCGAGGAGAUGUUCCAGUCUUCACUCACCUUACAUUGCUGCCUUUCACAGAUAUUGGGGGAACACUUAGUAUCAAUUUACGCAUGGAUGAAAUCCUUAUGAAUGCAACAAGCCAGCUGAUAACGGUAGUAGGGUGCAUUCGAAAAGCUCGCCCUCCAGAGGUCAAGGACGACUUGCUGGUUUGUGAUGACGAGCAACUCACACUCAACAUCACCUCUUUCUCAGCAAGCACUGUCACGGACUUCAUUCUGAUUCCAUUCCCAGAGCCUGACACUUGGUUCCUUGCCCUCCAGACAAUCUGCUAUUACAAAGGGGUUAAAGCUCCAUGCAAGAUAAAUCAAGUCAUGGUUAGUGUUGACAUCCGAACUCAGCCUUGCGUCUUCACUGGGGAGCAACCCUGUGGUGGUCAUGGUUUGUGCCAGGAAACACAUCGUGGCAUGUUUUUCUUCACCAGUUGUAUUUGUACAGCUGGCUGGGAGGGAUGGGGUUGUGAGGAUGGAGCAGCCUACCAGGGUUGGAAUGCAUUCCUAACAGGACUUUGCUUAUUGACUGUUAGCAAUGUUUUCUUUAUACCACCCACAAUAAUUGCCAUACGCCGCCGCCUCUAUGCCCAGGCUCUCCUGUUCACUGCAACCAUGAUUGCAUCCAUAUUUUAUCAUGCUUGUGAUAAUGAGGUGCUGUCAUAUUGUUUGACCAAAUAUGAGGUGCUGCAGUUCACAGACUUCUUCUUCUCACUACUUUGCUUUUGGGUGACAAUUGUCAACUUAGCUGGGAUGGAUGAAACAUUAUGUCCCUUUUUACACACUCUUGGAGUUGUUAUUAUUGCUCCUGCCGUCCAGUAUAGCAGAACAGCCUUAGCAUCCUUUACAUUUCCUAUGGCUGUUGCAACUGCUAUUCCAAUCUGCCGCAUUCUUUACCGGCGGUGGCACAAGGGAUCUUGGCCUUCAGUCCAGCCUCGUCAGAUACUCUACCGUGGGACUGGCGUGGGUCUUGCCCUCGUUGGCCUUAUGAUGUUUGCUCUUAUACAGACCAAGGAUAACUACAAAUAUGUACACAGCGCCUGGCACGUCAUCAUCGCAAUCUCUCUUGUCUUCCUGCUUCCGUCCCAAAACUCGCCUGACUCGGGCCACAAAGUUCCAUACCCAACGGUACAGUUUUCAGCCUCCUCCAUGGUCAGUGAUGACGCUGAGCUGAUUGACGUUGGCUCAGCGACGGUAGAUUAUACUACAUCCUCUCCAGUCUUCCAAGUCGCUUCAGAUGUCGAUUUCCUCCUGGCAGAUAACAGCGAGGGAACGCAAUGAUUGGGCAGGCACUUGCUCGGGUUCAGGUGUGACGUGGUGUUAGAUGGUAGCACAGGUUUGAUGUUUGGAAGAACUUGUGAGAUUUUCUAAUGAGUUGUGCUGCAUAGAAGUAGAAAAUGGGAAAUUAUUUUCUGGAUAUUGUUUUCCCUUUUUUAUAUAUAUUUUACAGCUCUUUUUAGUUCUUCCCCAACUUCCCUGUGGAAUGUGUAUUGUGAUAAUCAACUUUACUCUUUAUUUACCUGAUAUCAAAGUGUUCAUUUCCCAUAAUUUCAUAAUCAUUAGCAUUUAAUCUCAUUCCUGAAGCAUCAUCAUCUUAAUCCCAUUGCUCUCUAUCCUUUUGGAAUAUUUCUCAAAGUGGAAACAUAAUAUAAUCCCAAAACAAUAGCAAAGUUCGGAGCUUUAUGUGCAUACAUGAUAGGAAAACUUUGUUAUUUUGUGGGAUUUGAUAUUUCAACUCAGAUUGUUCUGACUGGAUUUUAUGCUAAGAAGAUUCUUAACACUACUUUUUAUUUUUUUUUAUGUAUUAUUAUUUUUUCAUGCUUUUGCCACAUUCCCUCCAGUGUGCACACUGAGGAUGACAAUGGCCAAGUUCCAUCCUUAACCCAAUGAAUCUGGAGGCUUCACCACUAUUUCAUGGCCCAAAAUAUGGGUAUUAGCUUACUUGGGUGGCUACUCUGCCGGGUGUGUAAUUUGUAGACUGGGUGCGCAUGAACACUCUUGUGCGGUGAUAAGACUCCAUACCUCCCCUUUGUAAUAUUGUUUUCUCUUUUUCUUCAUAAUCAUUUUUAUUUUUUUGUUGUUGCCAUUUUUCAAUGUGUAUAUUUGUCAUUUGAUGAUUUGCUUUAUUCAGAUGGUAAAAGACAGACUUCAUAUCACCUCUCUUAGUAGUCCAUUUUGUUAUUUGUGUUAUUUAAGUUUUUUUCAUAAAAUUCAAUUUCCUGUAGUGCGACCUGCGCUGCUGGUCAUCGCAGGCAAUAGAAUCCUGAGCAGGGAAAUACAUUCUCCCUAGAGCCGGUGCUCGUCUAGUCAUGGCUCAAGGAUGUUACAUUCCACACUAGUUUAAUGAAGGAAAUAAUGUAAAAGCCCCUUCCUAAAUGCCCAAUGAGUAAUCACCCCCACAGAGCUUUGUGCACUCGCAGCAAGUCAUUCCCCGUCGCAGUAGCCUUCAGCUGAAAUUCUCAUGACAUGUUCACUUCACACAGCCCUCAGCUAAAUUUUUUCAUGACAUGAUGGCCAUGUCAUCCAGAUUGUAGGGGUUAAGAGAUAAGAGCUGAUGAAAGAGUAAAAGGCAAAACCUCAGCCAGUCUCAUUACUCUUGGUAGAGCUUCAAAAAGUUUUCUUCCUUGCCCUAACUGAAUUUUAUUGGCCAAAGAUGCCCUUUAUUCAUAAUUUUGAAUGUUGUUGAUUAGCUGUUAACUUUUUUUUUUAUGUUGCUAAACCUCAUCUGGGUGAAUCUCCGUGAGACAGCCAGAAACGUGAAACAGUAUCAUCUUUCCCAGGAAAAUAUUUAUUGUUUGUCAUAUUGUCCCCUUUGUUGGUUCAUAUUUAGUUCUUCUAUCUCUUUAUAAAUUCCUUAUUUGUAUAUAUUUGUUUUAUAUUUUGAAAGCUGUGUUAUUUUUCACAUCUACACUCACACUCACUCACACUCACUGUGUGUGUGUGUGUGUGUGUGUGUGUGUGU
This is a messenger RNA of Penaeus vannamei (Pacific white shrimp), 4219 nucleotides long. Its product is annotated as transmembrane protein 8B. NCBI's taxonomy places the organism in Eukaryota, Metazoa, Arthropoda, Malacostraca, Decapoda, Penaeidae. Gene Ontology annotation, cellular component: membrane. The record is from RefSeq and is a predicted model, not a curated record.